UCCUCGCGUGUCAGUCGACGUCGAGUUUACAAGCGCAUAGCUCUCUCGCGCACUGUUGUACCACGCGCUGAACAGUCACGUGUUUUUUUCAUUACGGAUCAUUGAACGAUUUCUAGGGCUUAAAUUGAGACAACAGUCGCGAUGGGGGCUCAUGCGAUAUUUCUAUGCGCGUGGUUGACUCUAGCAACGGCUACAUUAGAAGUUGUGAACCAAUGGAGUCUACUACAGUUCGAUUUCCCGCCUGAUCCAGUCCUAUUGGAGAAAUUUCAACCCGAAAACACAGUUCCCACAGGUUUAGAGAUUGGAUGGGACAAAAUUUACUUGGGUAUUCCGCGUCUGAGGGCAGGAGUUCCAGCUACAAUGGCUUGGGUACCACGUAGUCUACCGCCAGGCGUCAGUCCCGUACUCCAGGCAUAUCCUGACUGGUCUUGGCACACCGCAGGACGCGGUGACAUCAAUUGCACUGGAUUGGUGUCCGUGUAUCGCAUACGAGCUGAUCGAUGCAACCGGCUUUGGGUUCUAGACGCUGGAGUCAUCACCAGCAUCGAUGACUUCCGAAGAGUCUGCCCGCCUAAGAUUCUCAUCUUUGACAUGGCUACGGACCGUUUGGUACGAAGCGUGUAUUUUCCGCGGGAGCUUUUGCGUCCAGCUUCUCUGUUGACCAAUAUUGUAUUGGAUGAUACGAGAACACCUUCCUCCCGCCUAUCCAACUGCGAUAAUAUAUUUGCGUAUAUCACAGAUACUGUCGCUCCAGCUAUCAUUGUGUACGACGGGCACCGCGAUAACGCGUGGCGUGUCACCCACGCCUCUAUGUAUCCAGACCCCGAUUUAGGCGAGUACGACAUUGGUGGGGAGCGAUUCACCCUUAUGGACGGCAUCGUGGGACUUGGCCACUCGCCUACGCAAGGGCUGCUCUACUAUCAACCAUUAGCUACUGACAGAUUGUUCAGCGUAUCUACAGCGGUACUAGCAGCGGGCCCACCAGCUGAAGGGACAGACUUGCCGGUUAAUCUCGUAGGCCGAAAAUCUUCACAGGGCCUCGGUCUUGCGGUUGACCCACGUGACGACACGAUCAUCUUCAGCCCCAUAACUGAAACUGCUAUUGCUGCCUGGAAUCCACUCACUAAUUCUCACAAAUUGUUGGCAAUGGACGCGGAGAAGCUGCAGUUUUGCGCAGAAGUUCGAUGGGCGGAACGCGACCACGGCUCCGUGUGGGCGCUCUCCACUCGCUUCCACAAGUUUUUCCGAAGAACUGUUAACAAGAAUGAGAUAAAUGUGCGUAUAUUGCGCAUACCAGAAAAUGGAUUUCCAUCGUUACAACCACACUUACUACGCCGAUCGGCGAGAUUGGCGAACUCCACCGUACAUUGAACAACUUUAUAUUCAUCAGCUAUACAACUAAAGGUUUAUUUGUACAAAGACAAAACGUGAAUAUAAUAUAAAUUUAACCCUGCCGUCAACUAUCCAAAUUCGCAUAUUUAAUUGGCAAAACAUUCUUAACUUUCCGUUUGUAAAAUACAAACUUUGCUUCACUGUCGCCUGUGAAGUAGAUGCAAAGUAUCUACUAUAUUUACCUAAUUUGCAUCUGCUAUAUAUUGUCGCCUUUUUGAGUUAGUCGUAAACAUUUGUAGAUGGUUUUCAGCUCAUCUUCAACAUGAAAUUUAAGAAUUUAAUAUUUGUAGGCAUUUUUUUCUAAUACUUGAACCUUCAUAAACACUUUUUCUUAGCCGAGAUCCGAUCCCAGUGAACAAAAUAAAUACCUAUAAGGUACCAUUAUUUUUGUAAAACUUAUUUGUUAUUUUAAUAUUUUAUUUAAUAAAAUGUUGCAAUAUAACAAUAAAAUGUUACAAUGAAAUUUAACAAUGCCAAUAUUUUUAAGUAGUCUAUAUUUAUUUACCUGUGUUCAUUUAAAUAUGAUUUCAAUAGUACUUAGUGAAUAAGUUGAAUUUGUUACUAAUGCCUAUUACCAAAACAUUUAAGUGUUUUUGUAUAUAUUGAUACUCGUUUCCUUCCUAAUUAUGAUCUGAUAAUAAGGUUUAAACGUUUUAAAAUAACAUAUUUUAAAGAUAUGUACAUGAAAAUUAAGUGAAUUAUUUUUUUUGAAAUGAUUGUUUAGUUGAAAAACAUUUAUAUUUGAAUUUGUAAAAAUUUAUGCUUAUCUAUGUUAAGAAAAAAUAAAAAUAUUGUAUUAUUUUGAGUUACCAUAAUGAGUUUACUAGGAUAUUAUUAUGCAAAAAAAACUAUGUCUGAAAUAUUCGAUAUCGAAGUAGUCAAAUUGAUCGCUUGGAUGGCGACUAAAUUGUGCCAUACGGCUAUAUACUCGUAGACUAUUAUUUGUAUUGCAUCGGUGAUUGUAAAAUUAGAUUUACCCAGUUUCAUUGAAAAAUAAAAUAAUCGAGUAAAAAAUACUUUAGGGUUCUUGUACCUACGUAAGAUUUGAACAUACCUAUUAAGUAUAUCUUUGUUAAGCUUAACCAAUAUAAAUCUAGAUAAAGGUAUUUUGUAAAAUUUUAUUCUUAUAGAUAGGUAAAAAUUGAUUAACAUUUUUUAUUAAGCCCAAUUCACCUAGCUGUGUAUAAAAUGCUUUUGAUCUCCGUAUCUUAUAACGAUUCUAUUUCCGAUUCGAUUGAAAUCAGUGUCAGUGUAGAUAUUUUGGCCUUUGCAUUGCGAUACAACUGUUUUUAUACAGUAGAUUUGCCAAUAAUAUGUCAGAGUAUGGAUGCGGAAGGAUGUGAACAAAUUCAUACAAAAACUACAUAAACAAUUUUAGACGUCUCUAACGAACACCAAUUCCGAUGUCCUGCCAUCUGAUUGUUAAUACUGAUAACACAAAAAUGAUACAACAGACUAAACCACAAAAUACUCAUAGCUACUAUGCAAUAUGCAAAGUAGUAGCUCCACUGCACUGGAAACCGAAUUUUAUUUAUGUUUCUAUCAUCAAGAUGACUAAGUUCAUAACUGCAUCGCCUUUGUUUUUCACUUCCCUUAAUGUUUUUUACUUCACUCUUCUUUUAUGCAUAUUAGGUAUAUUGCGCAUUGUCCGUUCUGUCUAUUUUAUUUGAGUUUAUGUUUUAGUUUCAUUUAUACAUAUUCAUGUUAAAAAACCUAUAUCUUUUAUUAGUUAUAAUAAGAUGAUUGUCUGAAUUAUCUGAUAAUUGAAUUUUUUGUGUGGUGACCGUGUAAAAAUGAACUAUAAUUUAUAUUACUACUAUUUUGUAUCCUACCAAUAUUAUAAAAGACGAUUAGAAAAAUACCUAAAUAUACACUAUCCAGAAAAGGUAAGAGAAGAAAAAACGAUGUAAAAUCAUACCGCAAAGCCGGGGUGGUAGAAAGAGGUUAAAUAGGUAAAAUACCUAUGAAAUAUCAUAUGAAAAAGAUAUAUUUCCAAGAAACAUUAUUUCUGUUUUUGCUACCUCUCAGCUACAUGUGCGUUAUGUUGUGUUUAUACUUAAAUAUUUAAACAGAUAUUUGUACUAGCCAGACUUUUUUUAAUUUGUACGUAAUUAACAUCUACCUACAAUUAACAUUCAAAAUAAUAAUAUGAAAUGUCAGUUAUAGAUUACGUAUCUGGUGCCAUGUAUGGGCAUUAGUUUGUUUAUUCAGUAAAAUGUAUAAAAUAAAUUGUAUUUUAUUAGAAAAAGUCACAAUAUUUUAGAAAUUAUGGAAGUUUCACCCGGUGACGGUAGGGAACGCAACACUCGUGGCAUCAUAGCACAUCGUAACUGGUUUAAGAAAUAAUUUAAUUUUAAGGAUGUAUUUAUAAGUGACGUAUUCGUAUAUUUAUAAUAAAAUAUUAAAAAAAAUAUUCUGUGAUCUAUUGUUU
Galleria mellonella (greater wax moth) is the source of this 3823-nucleotide messenger RNA. It is a transcript of the gene Y-e, whose product is annotated as protein yellow-like. The transcript has 8 exons. Gene Ontology annotation, cellular component: extracellular region. The record is from RefSeq and is a predicted model, not a curated record. Lineage: Eukaryota; Metazoa; Arthropoda; Insecta; Lepidoptera; Pyralidae. The coding region runs from base 142 to 1371 and encodes 409 amino acids.